AUGAAAUAUUUAAUUUUUAAUGAAGUUCUCAAUGAGUUUUGUCGAUAUCAGCUUAACGACAAAAAAAUGUCAAACCCACAAUUUACUUGUACUCUUUGCAAGAUUUCAAUUAAAAAAAAACUUUUUUUCCCCAAAAAACUAAAUACUUAUAGAUCAGAAUGGCACCUUUACAAUUUAAAGCGGAAAAUAGCAGGAUUUCCUACAGUUUCAGCAGAAAUUUUUUCUCGAAAAGUAGUAGAAAGAAAAGCUAUGUUAAUGGAAGAAAGUUAUAAACUUAUUUCAAAGAAAAAAAAAAAUAUCAAACAUGAUGAUUUUAUUAAUAACUUAAAAAUUCUAGAGCACAAGAAUAGCAAUGAACAGUCAAAUUUAGACAAAUUUGAUAUUUAUGAAGCAUCUCAAAAAUCAUUUGAUGAUGUCAAUACAUUUGAUGAUAUCAAUUUACAUUCGGUAACACUAGAAAAAGUGUCGUCAAAUAAAACAGACGAGGAAGCAAUAAUAGAAGAACGUAUUGCAAAAAGCACAUCAUUGGAAAUAACUGAUUGCCUUUUUUGCACCCUAAAGUUUCAUACACUUGAUGAAAAUUUAAAACAUAUGAAAAAAGUACAUUCUUUGUUUUUGCCCCAUCAAGAAUAUCUUGUAGAUUUAGAAGGACUUAUAAAGUAUCUUGGGGAGAAAAUUUCUAUUGGAAAUCUUUGUUUAUCAUGUGAAAAAGUAGGAAGAAAUUUAAAUAGUAUUCGUCAACAUAUGUUUUCUAAAGGACAUUAUUCAAUAGCAUAUAAUACUGAAGAACAAAAGCUUGAACUGUCUGAUUACUAUGACUUUAGACCUUCUUAUUUUGCAAAUGAUAAUGAUUCGGAUUGGGAAGAUAUAUCAUCUGACCAGGAUAGUAAAGAUAGCAUCUCAUCUAUCGGUUCUUUUGAAGACGAAAAUAUCAUGAUCGACAAUGAUUACGAACUUAUUCUUCCAUCAAAGAUGAGGCUUGGACAUCGUUCUUUAAUCAGAUACUAUCAACAAAAUCUUCACCCCAGAAAUUUUCAAAAACAAACAAAAGAUAGAAACAAAAGCGGAUUAAUACGACAGGAAUACGUUCAACGAUCAUUACAGGGCGUUAGCGAUUCCCGCAGAAAAUUUUCUCAAAAACAUAUUAAAACAUUCCAAGAUUUUCGCCAAAAAGAAAACUUCCGAACUUCAGUUGCCCUCAAAAGCAACCACCAAAAACACUUUCGAAACGAAUUACUCCAAUAA
Messenger RNA from Pneumocystis jirovecii RU7, 1245 nucleotides. RefSeq lists its product as uncharacterized. The record is from RefSeq and is a predicted model, not a curated record. Gene Ontology annotation, cellular component: preribosome, large subunit precursor. Lineage: Eukaryota; Fungi; Ascomycota; Pneumocystomycetes; Pneumocystales; Pneumocystaceae. The transcript has 4 exons. Bases 1 to 1245 code for a protein of 414 amino acids. Gene Ontology annotation, biological process: ribosomal large subunit biogenesis.